Molecule: messenger RNA, 2211 nt
Organism: Pungitius pungitius (ninespine stickleback)
Lineage: Eukaryota; Metazoa; Chordata; Actinopteri; Perciformes; Gasterosteidae
Exons: 4
Coding region: 774-1592 (272 amino acids)
Source: RefSeq, a predicted model, not a curated record
GAAACAUUUUAAAUAUGGACCUAAAGAGGAAGUGGACGUCUCUGUGAGUGCACUGAACUACAAAGAUGAGAUAGGUGUUAAACUAAAGAAAAACAUCAACUAACACUCACAGUACAAACAACACUUUAUAUUCAUGUAGUGUAUGAACACAAAUCAUUGACAUAAUGAUGUUUGAUCCUUUUUAUUCUCUCAAAUAAAGGUUUUGUUCCAGGGACCAAAGAUGAAAAGCAUCCUCUACAACAUCCUCCCAUCAACAUGAACAGUGCCUUUAAAGUGGUGCACGUGAGGUCCUUUGUGUCCUGGUGUCCUCUGGCUCUCGUCCACUCGCUGUGUCCACAGUUUGUAGAUGUAACGCUGCACCGAUAGCAGCAUGUGGAGCCAUGUGGAGCCUCCAGGUUUCAUUCAGAACCUUCAGGAUCAUCAUGGAGCAACAUGCACAAGUAGCUCAUCUUAAGGGGAUAAACCAUUCAAAGAAUAUAGUGCUGAUACUUAUUAAACAGUCUUUUAGAGAAGCUUGAAGUGAAUAAUUGUACUUUGUUACUUGGAUGAACUUGUAGGUGUAAAUGAGCCUCCUUGACAAAGGGCUGAACUAAAUCUCUCUCUGCAGGAACAGAUCUCAGCAGUCAGACAGAGCUCAGAGAGGAAGUUCAAAAGGAGCUGAUGACCAGCAGCUGUGGUCAAACGUCUCCGAGGUUCUUUGAAUAAGAGGCGAGCUGUUAGUUUCUUGUGAAGCAGAACACAGGUUGUUGCAGCGUGGGGUCGGAGACUCCGUCAUGUCUCUGUUUGUGAUACUCGGGCUGCUCGUCUGCAUCCAGGCUCAAGGAACCAUUGAGACUCCUGUGUUUGUGCUGAAGGGACGUGAUCUGCUCCUGGAGCUUCAUGCUGAUCCUCCUGAGGGGCUUUUAUAUGUUGACUGGAAAAUCAAUAAAACAGUCAUUUUAGUAAGAUUUGAUCGUAGUGGAAAAGCAGAUAUCCUUCAUAGUGUCCCUGGAAGGUUUGAGUUUCCUGAGAAUAAAUUCUCUGUGAUAUUGAAGAAUCUCCAAGAGGUCGACAGUGGAGUUUAUUCUGCUGUAGCAGUAACAUCUACAGGAGACAAACCAGUAUCUGAAUACAAGGUCACAGUUCAAGGACCAGUGUCUCCAGUUAAACUGACCGUGGACCGAGUGGACUCCAGGUGCUCAGAGUCAUGUGACCUCCAUGUGACCUGCAGGACUCACAACUCUCACAUCAACAGCACUUUCAGAUGUGUCGACCAGGUCUGCAGUCAGGAGGGAGGAGAGAGAUCAGAGGUCACGACCUCUGGGGCUUCUCUCCAGGUCUACCUGCUGAACAGCACCAUCAUCUGUAACCAUAGCAACCAGGCUCACUGGACCCAGGACUUCAUUAUUGCUGAACACCUUUGCUACUUAAAUGCUGAGCUUCCCUCCGUGUUCCUGGUGAAGAUGGUGGUGUUCUCUGUGGCUCUGAUCAUCAUGGUGUCUGCCGUCAUCACUGUUCACCUCGUGGACUUCAAGAAGCACCAAGAAAGAAAUGGAGGUCAAACCCCUCACGCUGCCCUGGAGGAAAGCUCCCACCUAAAGGUCACCUUUUAGACCCUUGAUGAUGUUCCACUGACUCACAGCAGGUGGCAGCAACGCACCAGGAGAAGAAAAGAGGAAGACGACGCAAAGCAGCAAACAUGGACGCAAACUAUUAGGAUUUAAAGUAUUUAUCAAUUCAGCUUUGCAGAUAUUUCCUGGUGAAGGAAAGCCAUGUGGUGGACUAAAAAAAUUAAUGUAAACAUCAUAGUUCACCUUUAAAACAAAUGCUGAUUAUCCUUUGAUUUAUACACAUUAUAUCACACAGGAUCAUGUAAAAAUGUUUUGUGGUGGAUGUAAAUAAAUCUAAAUUUGCAUGAUAAAGACCAACUAUAUGGAAGCAAAUAAUUUUGAAUACAUCAUAUAAUACUUCAUACGGUUAUAUUUACAAUGAUAAAAAAAUACACGUUGCAUAUUCGUCUGCUUGCAUUUACAGUAUUUACUCGUAAAUAAUUCUGUUCAGCAGGUUUUGUUUUGGGUGGAAACUUAGAACUUGUUAAAGCUUCACACUUAUUGUAAAUAACUCCAUGGACCUUCCGGUAAAGGAAUUGGACCUUUUUAUUAUUUUUUCAACGUUGAUUUAAAUGUAAAAGAUGUCAUUAUUAAUAUCUCCAAUUGUGACACGUUUGUGUAG